GCACAGGGGGAUGUUCCGGUCCGCUUUAGCCUGCCUUGCUACACACAGCCUGCAUGGGACAGCCUGCAGACCCGAGAAGUGGCGUAGUAGCAGUAGCUGCCUCGCGGCUAUGUUUUCCGGCCCUGCCCGCUGAGUGCCCAGUCUGCCAGAGCUGAGAAGAGGGCGAGAUGAUGGGACAGACACUGGAGGAUGGCGUUGCCACCGAGGAGCUGGAAUGCAAGAUCUGCUACUGCCCCUACAGCCUCACCAGCCGCCGGCCCAAGGUGCUCGAGUGUUGCCAUCGGCUGUGCGCUAAGUGCCUGGCCAAAAUCCUGGACUUGGGAGAGUCGCCACCAAAUGCGGUAGUGUGCCCAUUCUGCCGGUACAUCACCGGUUUGCCAGGGGAAGCAGUGGGCAGCCUCCCCGAUGACUGCAACUUGGUGGCGGCACUGUCUCUCCAAGUGCGCAACCACAGAAAUCUUCACGAGGGCCCUGGAGAGAUCCUCCUCAGUCCCAGGCACCUGAGCUCUCUGGUGGGCCCAUCUGCCACAGCCUCCCCCUCUUCUUUGCGCAGCUCCAACUAUGUGGUCAUCACCAUCAUGGAGUCCCCGCCGGAGUCCAAUGACCCUCACACUGGGCCCCUGGCAGCACGCGGCAGGGACUACCGCUCCUCUAGCUUGGAUUCCAUGGCUUCUAUCACACAGCGGUGGACAGUAUGGAACUGUGCAGCCCUGCUGUGCCAGACGUCGGCCCGGGCCCUUGUGUGGCUCCUGGGGCUGUUGUACUUCAGCUCUCUUCCGAUGGGCGUCUACUUGCUCAUAAUGCAGAAAACCACCUUGGGCGUGCUGCUGGUCAGCUUGGUGCCCGCUAGCCUGCUCAUGAUCAUGGCAUAUGGGCUCUGCCAGUGCCUUUGCCACGAAUUCUGGGACUGCGUGCCACCCUAACAACCAAAGGGAAACCUUUCACAUCAGCAGCCUGACUUUAGUGACGUGUUGCUCCAGAGUGAUUAGAGAAAAAAUUAUAUGGAUACCAUUUUAUUUCCUUUAUUUUCCACCAGUUUUGGAUAGUUUGGAACCAGCAAAAAUGGAUAAUAUAUGAUGGGGCAAUGGACACAACUGAACACAAAGUAGUUUUCAGCUAGCAAAAGUAACAUUAUAACUCCCUGCUUUGCUAAUAGCUGCUUUGAAAUAUUUGUCAUUUGGUCCACCGAACACUGAGACGGAAAACACUUCUCAGUGUUAAGAACUUUAAAUAUGUAAUUUAUUAACUUUUAAAAAAAUACUUUACAAUGACAGACUGUCUGCAUAUUUAUAGAGCACUCAACUGAAUAUGGAGACUGUAUGUUUGCCUAACAGUAAAUAUAUUGAGGAAUGUUUUUGUGCAAAAAUCUGAGGUAUGUUAGUCUGAGCCACCAAAUGCACUCUUGUGCAAAGUAACUGAUCUGUGAUUAUCAUUUAACGAUCAAGUGUAUGAUUUCUCUGUGAUGUAUGGUAUAUGCAAAACAGAUCAAUGCCUUGAGUAUGUUAUGUUGUAUAAUUAUUGUGACGUUUAUAGUCAUUUUGUCAGCUAUCCUUUUUGUGACAAGAAAUUAAAUGGAGAAACACUUUUGGAA
Molecule: messenger RNA, 1591 nt
Organism: Alosa alosa (allis shad)
Lineage: Eukaryota; Metazoa; Chordata; Actinopteri; Clupeiformes; Clupeidae
Gene: rnf182
Product: ring finger protein 182
Exons: 1
Coding region: 168-923 (251 amino acids)
Source: RefSeq, a predicted model, not a curated record